This is a messenger RNA of Epinephelus moara (kelp grouper), 12844 nucleotides long. It is a transcript of the gene htt, whose product is annotated as huntingtin. The transcript has 67 exons. Gene Ontology annotation, cellular component: nucleus; cytoplasm. Lineage: Eukaryota; Metazoa; Chordata; Actinopteri; Perciformes; Serranidae. Bases 290 to 9889 code for a protein of 3199 amino acids. The record is from RefSeq and is a predicted model, not a curated record.
CCUGGUGUGAUUGUCGGGGGAUCGCAACGCUGCAUCAAAGAUGGCUUAUUAUCAACCAACAUUUUGUCCAUUUAGGAAUAAUAUUGUGAAAGAAUAAGAGAUAUCUUGCACGAAGAGAAGGCGGAGAGCCGGUGGUAGCUGUCGCGAGCAGUGUUAACACUCUCGUCGCACUACGCACCGCUUGCUCUCUCCGUGCGCUAACUUGUCCCCACUGUGCUAGCUAGUUAGCUCACAUAGUAAAUAUUAGCUAGCCUAGCUACCGUUAGCUUCCUUACUGUUGAUUGCUAAAAUGGCCACCAUGGAGAAAUUGAUGAAGGCCUUUGAGUCUCUGAAGUCAUUCCAGCAGCAACAGGGACCACCAACCGCCGAGGAGCUUGUCCAGAGGCAGAAAAAAGAACAGGCUACCACAAAGAAGGAUAGGGUCACCCACUGCCUGACAAUAUGUGAAAACAUAGUGGCUCAAUCUCUGAGAACAUCUCCAGAGUUUCAGAAACUGCUGGGCAUCGCCAUGGAGAUGUUCCUGCUCUGCAGCGAUGACAGCGAAUCAGAUGUCCGGAUGGUAGCCGAUGAGUGCCUGAACAAAAUCAUCAAAGCACUGAUGGACUCCAACCUACCUAGGCUGCAGCUGGAGCUAUACAAAGAAAUUAAAAAGAACGGUGCCUCUCGGAGUCUGAGGGCGGCUUUGUGGAGGUUUGCUGAGCUCGCUCACCUCAUCAGACCACAGAAAUGCAGACCCUACCUGGUCAACCUGUUGCCAUGCCUCAGCCGAAUCACCAAGCGACAGGAGGAGACAGUACAGGAGACUCUGGCUGCUGCAAUGCCCAAGAUCAUGGCCGCCUUGGGACACUUCGCCAAUGAUGGCGAGAUCAAGGUGCUGCUGAAGUCAUUCGUGGCCAACCUGAAGUCCAGCUCCCCCACCAUCAGACGGACAGCAGCCAGCUCAGCCGUCAGCGUGUGCCAACACUCCAGACGCACCAGCUACUUCUACACCUGGCUCCUUAAUGUGCUGCUGGGUCUUCUGGUUCCAGUGGAUGAGGAGCACCCCAGCCACCUAAUUCUGGGUGUGCUGUUAACCCUUCGCUACCUGAUGCCUCUGCUGCAGCAGCAAGUCAACACCACCAGCCUCAAAGGAAGCUUUGGAGUCAUGAGGAAGGAGGCUGAUGUACAGCCAACACCUGAACAACUGCUACAGGUGUACGAGCUGACCUUACACUACACACAGCACUGGGAUCACAAUGUAGUCACGGCGGCUCUGGAGCUCCUGCAGCAGAUGUUCAGGACUCCCCCGCCAGAGCUGCUGCAUAUGCUCAUCACCGCAGGCAGCAUCGCACGCGGCACUGUAUUCCGCCAGGACACCGAGAGCCGUGCACGCUCCGGUAGCAUCCUCGAGCUCAUUGCGGGGGGAGGGUCUUCCUGCAGUCCACUCAUUCUCAGGAAACAGAGAGGUAAAAUGCUCUCUGGGGAGGAGGAUGGGUUGGAGGACGACGCUGAGAGAACAGAGGUCACCACUGGUGCCUUCACAGCAUCGGUCGUUGGUGCAGAAGGCUCCACGGCGGCCCAGGUUGACAUCAUCACCGAGCAGCCGCGCUCCUCCCAGCACACCCUGCAGCCUGGCGACUCUGUGGACCUCAGUGCCUCUUCAGAGCAGGGCGGCGGCGGGGGUGGAACAUCUGCAUCCGAUACGCCUGAGUCACCCAACGACAACGAGGAGGAAAUGUUGAGUCGGAGCUCCAGCGGCGGGGCCAACAUUACUCCAGAGACGGCUGACUACACCACACCAGAGAAUGCCACACCGGAGGGAGGACCCUUAGGAGAAGGCGGGACUCUGCUAAGCACUAAUGACCGCUCACUUCCACCCAGCGACUCCUCGCAGACCACCACAGAGGGACCAGAUUCAGCUGUCACCCCUUCAGAUGUAGCAGAACUGGUGCUGGAUGGCAGUGAGAGCCAGUACUCUGGGAUGCAGAUCGGGACGUUACAGGACGAAGAAGACGAAGGAGCAGCACCUGCCUCCCAAGAAGAACCUCCAGAACCCUUCCUGCAGUCAGCGCUGGCUCUGAGCAAGCCUCAUCUGUUCGAAGGCCGAGGUCACAACCGGCAGGGUUCAGACAGCAGCGUGGACCGCUUCAUACCAAAGGACGAACCCGCUGAACCCGAACCUGACAACAAGCCAUCUCGGAUAAAGGGUCCGAUCGGGCAUUAUACAGACCAAGGGGCCGAGCCGCUGGUGCACUGUGUACGGCUUCUUGCUGCUUCCUUCUUGCUGACAGGACAAAAAAAUGGUCUGACCCCUGAUAAGGAGGUGCGAGUGAGCGUGAAGGCUCUGGCACUCAGCUGUGUCGGGGCGGCAGCAGCACUGCAUCCUGAAGCCUUCUUUAAUUCCCUCUACCUGGAGCCGCUGGACGGCAUUCCAGUAGAAGAGCAGCAGUAUAUCAGUGACAUCCUGGGCUUCAUUGACCAUGGGGACCCCCAGAUCAGAGGAGCCACUGCCAUCCUCUGUGCAGCCAUCAUACAAGCUGCACUCACCAAAACACGUUACAACAUUCACACCUGGCUGGCCAGUGUGCAGAGUGCAACAGGUAACCCCCUGUCCCUGGUGGACUUGGUGCCUUUGCUCCAAAAAACUCUGAAAGAUGAAUCAUCUGUCACCUGUAAGAUGGCUUGCUCUGCAGUGAGGCACUGCCUCAUGACUGUGUGUAGCAGUACGUUGAGUGAGCUCGGCCUGCAGUUGUUGAUAAACCUUCUCGCUUUGAGGGACUCCUCCUAUUGGCUUGUUCGCACUGAGCUCUUGGAGACCCUGGCUGAGAUGGACUUCCGGUUAGUACAUUUCCUCGAGAGGAAAACGGAGACUUUGCACAAAGGGGAUCAUCACUACACUGGGCGGCUGCAGCUGCAGGACAGAGUCCUGAACGAUGUGGUCAUCUGUUUGUUGGGAGAUGAUGACCCCAGAGUCCGGCAUGUAGCAGCCUCUGCUGUCAGCAGGCUGGUUCCCAGGUUGUUCUAUGACUGUGACCAAGGUCAAGUGGACCCAGUAGUGGCAAUCGCCCGAGACCAGAGUUCAGUCUAUUUGCAGUUGCUGAUGCAUGAGACACAACCCCCCUCCCAGUUCACAGUUAGUACAAUCACAAGGACAUACAGAGGCUACAACUUGUCCAACAAUGUGUCUGAUGUCACAAUCGAGAACAAUUUGUCCAGAGUCGUUACUGCUGUCUCCCAUGCUUUCACCUCCUCUACCUCCAGAGCCCUGACGUUCGGCUGCUGUGAGGCCUUGUGCCUCCUGGCUUCAAAUUUUCCCGUGUGCAAUUGGAGCACAGGCUGGCACUGUGGCUAUGUUAGCUCCAGUAGCAGCUUUUCUUCCCGCUCUAGUCUCAACCGCAGCAGGGGCAGGGCCCUCAGUGUGUCACAGCCCAGCAGUGCUCCAGCCUCUUCAACCACCUCCUCGUCUGCACCAGAGACUGAGCGGAGGACUCUGACAGUGGGAAUGGCUAACAUGGUCCUUUCCUUACUCUCCUCCGCCUGGUUUCCACUGGAUCUCUCUUCACACCAGGAUGCACUUUUGCUCUCUGGCAAUUUGAUCGCUGCUGUGGCUCCUAAAUGCAUGCGCAACCCGUGGGCUGGAGAGGAGGAAGGCAGCAGUGGUAGCACCAACACCAGUGGAGGCCCAAAUAAGAUGGAGGAACCCUGGGCAGGGCUGUCAGAGCGCUCCCUAGUGGCCAUGGUGGAGCAAGUCUUUUCUCACCUACUAAAGAUCCUCAACAUCUGUGCCCAUGUGCUAGAGGACACACCACCUGGACCGGCAGUUAAGGCUACCCUCCCCUCCCUGAGCAACACCCCCUCCCUCAGUCCCAUUCGGAGAAAAGGCAAGGAGAAGGAUACCACUGAGCCCAGUGCUGCACCUAUGAGCCCAAAGAAAAGCAAUGAGGUCAACACAGCCAGGCCAGCAGAGAGCACUGGGUCAACAACCGUUAACAAAUCUACCACCCUUGGCAACUUCUACCACCUGCCACCCUACCUCAAGCUCUACGAUGUCCUCAAAGCUACACAUGCCAACUACAAGGUGACGCUGGACCUCCACAGCAACCAGGAGAAGUUUGGAAGUUUCCUGCGUUCCACUCUUGAUGUUCUGUCACAGCUCCUGGAGCUGGCCACACUACAUGACAUCAGCAAGUGUGUGGAGGAAAUCUUGGGCUACCUCAAAUCCUGCUUCUCCAGAGAACCAACCAUGGCUACUGUGUGUGUACAACAGCUGCUGAAGACCCUGUUUGGCACCAACCUGGCCUCUCAAUAUGAGGGUUACCUGAGUGGACCAAGCCGUUCCCAGGGCAAGGCUCUCCGUCUUGGCUCGUCCAGCCUGAGACCGGGCCUUUACCACUACUGCUUCAUGGCACCGUACACUCACUUCACCCAGGCUCUCGCUGAUGCCAGUCUCCGGAACAUGGUGCAGGCUGAACAGGAGCAGGACACCUCUGGAUGGUUUGAUGUAAUGCAAAAGGCUUCGAACCAGCUGAGGUCCAAUAUUGCAAAUGCAACACGGCACAGAGGAGACAAGAACGCAAUCCACAACCACAUUCGUCUGUUUGAGCCGCUGGUGAUCAAAGCUUUGAAGCAGUACACUACCAGCACCUCUGUGGCCCUGCAGAGACAAGUACUGGACCUGCUCGCCCAACUUGUGCAGCUCAGAGUCAACUACUGCUUGCUGGACUCAGAUCAGGUGUUCAUAGGCUUUGUCCUGAAGCAGUUUGAGUACAUUGAGGUUGGACAGUUCAGAGAUUCGGAGGCCAUCAUUCCCAACAUCUUUUUCUUCUUGGUGCUGCUGUCUUAUGAGCGUUACCACUCCAAGCAGAUAAUCAGCAUCCCCAAGAUCAUCCAGCUGUGUGAUGGCAUCAUGGCGAGCGGCAGGAAAGCUGUCACACACGCCAUCCCAGCCUUGCAGCCAAUUGUCCAUGACCUGUUUGUGUUGAGGGGCUCAAACAAAGCAGAUGCAGGCAAAGAGUUAGAUACCCAGAAAGAAGUGGUGGUGUCCAUGCUGCUCAGACUUGUGCAAUACCAUCAGGUGUUGGAGAUGUUCAUUCUUGUACUGCAGCAGUGUCACAAAGAGAAUGAGGACAAGUGGAAGAGAUUGUCCAGACAGAUCGCUGACGUCAUACUUCCAAUGAUUGCUAAGCAGCAGAUGCACCUAGACUCUCCAGAGGCGUUGGGAGUGUUGAACACUCUCUUUGAGACUGUGGCGCCCUCCUCUCUCCGACCUGUAGACAUGCUGCUCAAGAGUAUGUUUACCACCCCGGCCACCAUGGCAUCAGUAGCUACAGUCCAGCUGUGGGUGUCUGGCAUCCUGGCGGUGCUCAGGGUACUCGUCUCCCAGUCCACUGAGGACAUUGUCCUGUCGCGGGUCCAUGAGCUGUCCCUCACCCCACAUCUCCUCUCCUGCCAUACAAUCCGUCGCCUGCAUCAGCAGAGCCCAUCCCCAAGUGACCCUCCCCCUGCUGACACUCUAGGUAACCAGGAACCUAAUGGUGAGGCCCAAAAAGCCCUGCCUGAGGAAACCUUUGCCAGGUUCCUGCUGCAGCUGGUAGGAGUGUUGCUGGAUGACAUUUCCUCCAGACAGGUUAAAGUGGACAUUACAGAGCAGCAACACACCUUUUACUGCCAGCAGCUGGGCACACUGCUCAUGUGCCUCAUACAUGUCUUCAAAAGUGGAAUGUUUCGCAGGAUCACAGCUGCAGCUAGCCGUCUCCUGAAGGGCGAGGGUGGAGGUGGACAGACAGGCACUGAGGCUGGCCUGUUUUACCCCUUGGAAGGCCUGAACAGCAUGGUGCAGUGUCUGAUCACCACCCACCCCUCCCUGGUGUUGCUGUGGUGCCAGGUCCUCCUCAUCAUCGACUACACCAACUACUCUUGGUGGGCUGAGGUGCACCAGACACCCAAGAGACAUAGCCUCUCUUGCACAAAGCUGUUGAGCCCUCACUCCUCUGGGGAAGGAGAAGAGGACAAGCCUGAGACUCGGUUAGCCAUGGUCAACCGAGAGAUCGUACGCAGGGGGGCCCUCAUCCUUUUCUGUGACUAUGUGUGUCAGAACCUUCAUGACUCAGAGCAUCUGACCUGGCUGAUAGUCAACCAUGUGCGUGACCUCAUCAGCCUGUCCCAUGAGCCUCCAGUGCAGGAUUUCAUCAGCGCUGUGCACCGCAACUCAGCUGCCAGUGGUCUCUUUAUCCAGGCCAUCCAGUCCCGCUGUGACAACCUCAGCACUCCUACCAUGUUGAAGAAGACACUGCAGUGUUUGGAAGGCAUCCACCUGAGUCAGUCCGGCUCCCUGCUGAUGCUGUAUGUGGACAAGCUGCUCAGUACACCCUUCAGGGUUCUGGCCCGCAUGGUCGACACACUGGCGUGUCGCAGGGUAGAGAUGCUACUGGCUGAGACACUACAGAACAGUAUAGCUCAGCUGCCUGUGGAGGAACUGGACAGGAUACAGGAAUACCUUCAGACCAGUGGCCUGGCUCAGAGGCAUCAGAGGUUCUACUCCCUGCUGGACAGGUUCAGAGCCACUGUUGCGGACACCAGCAGCCCCACACCUCCUGUGACAUCACACCCCUUGGAUGGGGAUCCACCACCAGCCCCUGAGCUCGUCAUUGCAGAUAAGGAGUGGUACGUGGCUCUGGUGAAGUCUCAGUGUUGUCUUCGUGGAGAUGUUUCGCUGCUGGAGACAACAGAACUCCUCACCAAACUUCCUCCCACUGAUCUCUUUAACACCAUGAGCUGCAAGGACUUCAACCUAAGCCUGCUGUGUCCAUGCCUAAGUAUGGGGAUGCAGCGGUUAGCACGGGGUCAGGGGUCACUCUUGUUGGAGACAGCCUUGCAGGUGACCCUAGAACGGCUUGCGGGAGUCACCGGCUCCCUCCCUUCCCCACACCAGUCCUUCCUGCCACCCGCCCAGCCACCGCCAUAUUGGAAGCAACUAGCUGACGUGUAUGAUGAGCCAGGUUUCUACUCCAGGGUUCUGUCGCUCUGCAGAGCUCUGUCCCAGUACCUGCUGAAUGUGAGCCAGCUGCCUUCCUCACUACAUAUUCCCUCUGACAAGGAGCACCUCAUCACCACUUUCACUUGUACUGCAACUGAGGUGGUGGUGUGGCGUCUCCUCCAGAACAAGUUGCCCCUGAGUGUGGACCUGCAAUGGGCUCUGUCCUGUCUGUGUCUGGCCCUGCAGCAGCCCUGCGUCUGGAACAAGCUCUCCACCCAAGAGUACACCACACACACCUGCUCCCUUAUCUACUGCCUACGCCUCAUCAUUGUUGCAGUGGCUGUGAGUCCUGGUGACCAGCUUCUGCAUCCAGAGAAGAAAAAGACAAAGGCAGAAAGAGACGCUGAAGGAGAUGAAGUGGACUCGCCGCAUGCUGACCACAUGUGCGAGUGGCAAGCAUGUGAGAUCAUGGCAGAGCUUGUGGAAGGCCUGCAGAGCAUCCUUGCCCUGGGUCACCAUAGAAACAGUGCAUUCCCUGCUUUCCUCACACCAACCUUGCGCAACAUUGUCAUCAGUCUGUCCCGACUGCCUCUGGUCAACAGCUACACCCGAGUACCUCCACUGGUUUGGAAACUGGGCUGGUCCCCUCAGCCAGGAGGAGAGUACGGCACAACGCUGCCCGAGAUCCCUGUGGACUUCCUGCAGGAAAAGGAUGUCUUCAGAGAGUUCCUCUAUCGCAUCAACACACUGGGCUGGAGCAGCAGGACUCAGUUUGAGGAGACCUGGGCCACACUGUUGGGGGUGCUGGUCACCCAACCCAUCACUAUGGACCAGGAGGAGGAGACACAGCAGGAGGAGGACUUGGAGCGUACCCAGUUGAAUGUGUUAGCAGUGCAGGCCAUCACCAGCCUGGUGCUGAGUGCCAUGACCCUGCCCACUGCUGGCAACCCUGCAGUCAGCUGUCUGGAACAGCAGCCCCGCAACAAGAGCCUCAAAGCCCUGGAAACACGGUUUGGAAGGAAACUUGCAGUGAUCAGGGGCGAGGUGGAGAGAGAGAUUCAGGCUCUUGUGUCGAAGAGAGACAAUGUCCACACACACCACCCGUACCACGCCUGGGACCCUGUACCCUCGUUGUCGGCAGCCUCAGCUGCAGGCACGCUGAUCAGCCAUGAGAAGCUGCUGCUUCAGAUCAACACAGAGAGGGAGAUGGGCAACAUGGACUACAAACUGGGACAGGUCUCCAUCCACUCAGUGUGGCUAGGUAACAACAUCACCCCACUGAGAGAAGAAGAAUGGGGUGAAGAUGAAGAAGAUGAAGCAGACACUCCAGCCCCCACCUCUCCACCCUUAUCUCCCAUCAACUCAAGGAAGCAUCGUGCAGGUGUGGACAUUCACUCAUGUUCCCAGUUUCUUCUGGAGCUCUACAGCCAGUGGCUGAUCCCUGGCUCCCCGAGUAACAGGAGGACCCCGACCAUACUUGUCAGUGAAGUGGUCCGAUCGCUGCUGGCAGUGUCGGACCUCUUCACAGAAAGGAACCAGUUUGACAUGAUGUUCUCCACCCUGAUGGAACUGCAGAAGCUCCACCCGCCAGAGGACGAGAUCCUCAAUCAGUACCUGGUGCCUGCCAUCUGCAAAGCUGCUGCUGUACUGGGCAUGGACAAAGCGAUAGCGGAGCCUGUGUGUCGCCUGCUGGAGACGACCCUGCGCAGCACACACCUGCCCAGCCGCAUGGGGGCUCUGCAUGGAGUGCUGUAUGUGUUGGAGUGUGACCUGCUGGACGACACAGCCAAACAGCUCAUCCCCACUGUCUCUGAGUACCUGCUGUCCAACCUCAGGGCUAUUGCUCACUGUGUGAACCUGCAUAACCAGCAGCAUGUGUUGGUGAUGUGCGCAGUGGCCUUCUACAUGAUGGAGAACUAUCCUCUGGAUGUAGGAGCUGAGUUUAUGGCUGGAAUUAUACAGCUGUGUGGCGUGAUGGUGUCGGCCAGCGAGGACUCCACUCCCUCCGUCAUCUAUCACUGCGUGCUGCGCGGUCUGGAGCGCCUCCUGUUGUCAGAGCAGUUGUCACGUGUGGACGGAGAAGCGCUGGUCAAACUCAGCGUGGACAGAGUCAACAUGCCGUCGCCACACAGAGCCAUGGCCGCCCUGGGCCUCAUGCUCACCUGCAUGUACACUGCGGUGCUUGCGUCGGGUUCCGACGUGACAGGGGUUAGAGGUCAGGUUGACUCUGGCUCUGCCGCAGCAGAGGCGAUGGGCGUCACGGCAGGUCAUGUUGGUUUCUCCUCAGGCAAGGAGAAAGCCAGCCCUGCCACUCGCCCCGCCCACUCUGACCCUCAGGCUCCAGACAGCGAGUCGAUCAUUGUUGCCAUGGAGAGGGUCUCUGUGCUCUUUGACAGGAUCCGGAAAGGUUUACCCAGCGAGGCUCGGGUGGUGUCCAGGAUUCUGCCCCAGUUUCUGGACGACUUCUUCCCCCCACAGGACGUCAUGAACAAGGUCAUCGGAGAGUUCCUGUCCAAUCAGCAACCUUACCCACAAUUCAUGGCCACUGUCGUCUACAAGGUUUUCCAGACACUCCAUGCCACAGGCCAGUCUUCCAUGGUGCGAGACUGGGUGCUGCUGUCGUUGUCCAACUUCACUCAGAGGACACCAGUGGCCAUGGCCAUGUGGAGCCUCUCCUGUUUCUUUGUUUCGGCUUCCACGUCCCAGUGGAUCUCAGCCCUACUGCCACACGUGAUCAGCCGUAUGGGCUCCAGUGAGGUGGUGGACGUCAAUCUGUUCUGCCUGGUGGCCAUGGAUUUCUACCGGCACCAGAUUGACGAGGAGCUGGACCGCAGAGCUUUCCAGUCUGUCUUUGAGACUGUGGCCUCACCAGGCAGCCCUUAUUACCAGCUGCUGGGCUGUCUGCAGUCAAUCCACCAGGACACAUCGCUCUGAGGGCCAUGGAUGAGACGGACAUGAAGGCAGAGAGAGAGAGAGAGAGAGAGGCCGGGGGGAAUGAAGCACGGGGAGAGAAGUGGAUUAGAGUGAGAAAUGUGGUAGGGCGAGAAAUUAGAUCUCCACGUACGUCUCCCCCUUGAGUUGCGACAGAGGGGAAGAACAGAAUGUGUCAUUAGAAAAAUCUACUGUAGCCUCAUCCCUUUCCCUCCUUUACACUGAUGUGAGUACAACUACUGAAUGAUGAAUUCAGUGGGGUGAGCUUCAUACCAAGACUACGAAGGACACUGGCUGCAAAACCUCCAAACUGAGGUUCUCCCUACGACCACAUUCCCCCCCACAGACCAUUCCUCCAGGCGAAUGACAGCACCUUCAGCACCUCCUACCCAGCACCUUGAUUAAAACCACAUAAAAAAAAAAUAACACCAAUCAAACACAAAAUUGGAUUUGUUUAUUUUCCUGUGAGGACUUGCUUGAGUAUUGUGAUGUCAGUAAAGUAAAAUAGAGAAAAAAAAAAUAGAAAAUGCAAAGUAUUUACUAUAUUUAAAGUUUCAAUGCAUCUAUUUUUCAGUGCGUUUUGUUAAAGAGUGCUACAGGUCUGGUUAGGACACUGACAAUGGGCUGACACAUAAGGGUCGAAAAUGCCUGCUUAAUGUUGUGAAUUAGUAUCUUUGAAGACCUUUUUUAUAUUUAAGUUACUUGUGGUCGUUCUCUGACACACAUGAGUCAAACAGUAAAUAUUUUAUGUGUAAGAAUGAUCACUAAUAGCCAUAUAUAGUUUUUUUCCCCCAAUGACAAAGAAGCAGGGGAUGGAUUUUGUGAUUUGUGGCUGCAGAAAGGGCAACUUGAUUGCACUCAUUACAGCAAGUUGCUUCAAUUUCUGUGUCUGUGCAGUGGCCUGUUCUGGAUGUUAAUUUGAGUGGACAAAAAUUAGACGGGUAUAUGCUGGGAAGUGUAAAAAAAAACAAAACAUAAUACAUACUUUUAACUGUCAAAGGGCCCGUAUACCAACAUGUGAGACGGUGUAAACUGUCAAGCAAGAAAAAAUACCAAAAUUGCAGUGAUGUUGUCUUCUCUUUUUUAACCAGUAGCAGAGGGAAACAUUUCCUCUUAUUAUUUUUAUCACAGUCCUUAUCUGUCUAGUCCUUUUUUAAAAACUUGCAUUCAAGUCUCGUACGCUCUCCCGUGCACCUGAACGAUUCCACCUUUCGAUUUCUUGUACUUUUUUUAAUUCUCAGGAUGUAAGAUGUGACUAUUGUUGUAAUAAGACUGGAAGUCAUUUGCAGUCAUCUUUAAAUGGAGUUCGUAUCUUGUAAAAAAAAAAAAAAAAAAAAGUAACUGUAAAGUAAUAUGAAAGCCAUGGUGCAUGAUAAAAUAAGAACUGUGUAAAGAUGAGAGAUUCUCAAUAGACAGUAAGAUAAUGUGAUUUCUUCUCAGUCUGUCUGUCUACACACAUACACACGAUCAGAAAAUGAGAAAUCAGUGACUCAGCAGACCGCAGAAUGCAGAAAGCUCCGAGCUUAUAGUAUUUUAUUGAAGACUUGACCUUGAGUUGCCUGGGAGUGUGCUGGGCGGCUUUACUCUGUACAUACACUUGCCUUAGAUAAAGACUGAAUAUAUGUAUGUCCUGUACACUGAAAGCUUGAAAGCAUGCUUAGCAUUACUGCUAUUUUUCUUGCAUAGUCCUUAAUACUGUAUUUCCGUGGGUACAGUUGCCAUGACUGUUGUGUGGGAGAGAUGCAACACAAUCCAAAGGGAGCCUUGUAACCUUAGCGACCAACAGCAGCUUUGACAAAUCAACAGAUGAGGAAGUGUAGCGUAGUGAUGCCACGUGACAGGAGUUUGGUUGUUUUUUUGUUUUUUUUGAGCUUUAAGUAUUUUGUCUCGGUUAAAGAUUGAUAAAUAUUUCAUCGUUCAUUGUGUUUGUGCAGAAUAUUAAACACACCUAGCACUUAAAAACACUUGAAGUUCCUCUCAUGUUGCUGUUAGGCGCUUUCUUGAUAUGCAAUGAGUCCUGCAGUACAUAAAAGUAAAAACAUCACAGUGAUUUGUAUGCUAAAUAUGUCACCACUUUCCAACCUUCAGAGCAAUGUGACUAGCUUCUUUUUGAUCAUGUUAAAGAUAAUGCAUUCACACAAUAAAUGACUGCAGCUGUCAUUAAAAUUCCAUUGUGAGGCCUCCCUUUAGCAGAUAAAUGAGCCUAAAUGAGUCCUGCUUUUCUCAGAAGAUCAACAGCAUUUUCUAAGUCAGUGUGUGUAGUGAAAAAAAAAGAGGAUGAAAAAAAGCUUUUCUGCGCAACUGUUCAAGGAAAUAAUUCAAAAACAGGACAGAAAAAAAUCUUUUCAUGUCGGCUUAGUAUCUUCUCCAGGCAGAAGGAGAGCAAGAGACUGACUGGGGCCCCCUGCAGGGGGUAAUACGAUUACCCAGAAAUCUUUUGUGGUUUGGAGAGGUGGGCGUGGAGGUCAUGGACAAAGGUCAUGUUCAACAGAUUUAACAUGCUUCCCUUGAAGACUUCAUUUUUUCUUCCACUUUAAGAAUCAGCAACUCAGAAUAUAUUCCUUCUUUGCCGAUUUGAGAAUCACUGCGGUUACAUUUUCUCUUACAUGCCCUAUAACAUCGACUGUGUUUGCAAUUAGCAUCUUGGCUUCUAAAGAAUACCUCUUUUUUUCUCCUCUCUAGAAAACAGUCGCCACAGCUGUGAUUUAUAUGCGAUUCUGAAGGUGGUUAUAGAAGACGUACAGACUGCACAUGAUGUGAUUCCCCUUUAUCUAGAUUCUGGAUCCUGAACAGGACCAUGGAGCCUCUGUCAUAUUUUUGGUUUUGUUUUUUCCUUUUUUACAAUUGCCUGUAAAAAAUGAAGAGAUUGUGUAUUUCAGUUCAUUUUAAUAUUUUAAAGAGAUUAAUCACUGCAUAUGGUCUGUUGUAGAAAUGAAUAAAUUAUUUAAAGAUGUUAAA